This is a messenger RNA of Candidozyma haemuli, 759 nucleotides long. Its product is annotated as DNA-directed RNA polymerase II core subunit. Gene Ontology annotation, cellular component: RNA polymerase II, core complex. Bases 1 to 759 code for a protein of 252 amino acids. The record is from RefSeq and is a predicted model, not a curated record. NCBI's taxonomy places the organism in Eukaryota, Fungi, Ascomycota, Pichiomycetes, Serinales, Metschnikowiaceae. Gene Ontology annotation, biological process: DNA-templated transcription. Gene Ontology annotation, molecular function: DNA-directed RNA polymerase activity; protein dimerization activity. The transcript has 2 exons.
AUGGAAGUAGACUCCGAAGAUCAAGUUUUUGACCCACCGUUUGGUUUGAUCCCGCUUGUGUCUGAAGGGAUCGAGAACUUGUCUUACUCCAGAGAUUGUACUUGUGAUCAGUACUGUCCCAACUGCUCAGUCAAACUUGAGCUCACAGCGAAAUGUGACAGCGACUCGACCAUGAACGUGUAUGCUUCUGAUUUGGCCAAGUUUCACAACGGUUCCAGGCUUGGUGAUCCGGUUAUUAGAGACCCUGCUCAGAGAGGUCCUCUUAUUUGUAAGUUGAGAAAGCACCAGGAGCUUCGUCUUACAUGUAUUGCCAAGAAGGGUAUAGCAAAAGAACACGCCAAGUGGUCUCCAUGUUCGGCCGUUGGUUUCGAAUACGAUCCUUGGAACAAGUUGAAACACACAGACUACUGGUUUGAAGAGGAUGCCGAUGCCGAGUGGCCCAAGCUGGCAAACUGCGAGUGGGAAGAAGCUCCAGAUCCAGAGGCUCCGUUCGACUAUAAAGCCAAACCGGCCAACUUCUACGUGGAUGUCGAAACCGUGGGUAAUUUACCACCUAACGAGGUGGUGGUGAGAAGUAUAGAGGUGUUGCAGUUGAAGCUCGCUGGUAUUGCCGUGGAGCUCAAUAAGGACACAGUCGAAGCCAACAGCGCUGCUGCUGGCGGCUUCACUACAUACGGGCGUUCUCCGGGCGGCGGUGCUGGCAACUCUCCUGCAAAUGGGUAUGCCUACGGUGAAGGCUUCGGCAAUCUGGGUUGGUAA